AUGGCGGCCGAGCAGGGACAUGCGCAGACCCAGACUAGUGUCGGCUACAUGUACCAGAGCGGUCAGGCUGUCGCUCAAGACUACGCUGAGGCAAUGAGGCGGUAUCGACGGGCUGCUGACCAAGAAGAGGCGGCUGCUCACAACAUAGGCCGACUGUACCUUUACGGCCUUGGCGUGACCCAGGACUAUACCCAGGCUAUGGAGUGGUUUGAAAAAGCAGCUGAUCAAGGAGAUGGUGAUGUUCAGGAGCACCACCCUCCUGUCCAGGCAAUCCGUCCUGUCUGCGAAACAGGGCAGACCAUGGCUCCCGCAAAUAUCACCCAUAUCGUCUGUCACCCAGAUUCAUCUUCUUCUGGAAAGGAUGUUAUCUUGUGGGAUGAUAUCAAGGCCGCCUUCGGAGAUGUCGCUCUUGUCCGGUCUGGGAGCAUCGUCCAGGCUUUUCUCAAAGGAAGAGACUUUAAAAACCUUGACCCGCUACGCAUUGCUGCAGUGCCUGGUGCCACAUUGGAAGUUGUCAUCAGAGGUCAACCAGCCCGGACAGAGUCCGCAGUACAACAGACGACAUCAAACAGAGCGAGCCUACAGGAACUGUCUCGGGAUGCCCUUCAGGAGACACAAAAGAGCGCGCGCCCUUCCAAAUACUCAUACAUCAGGAACCCAAUCCCGGCACGACCACGUCGCACCUUAAAAACAGCCUCCACGCAACAACUAUCCACCACCAUCGGGACCCCAAACACUUGCGACGUCCCCAAAGUAACCCCUCUGUCGCCACCACAACCCGCAUCCGAGGAGCCCGUUAGCGGAUCGGUAGCGGAUUUCAUAUCAACGAUGGUGACUGCACGGAGCGGCUGCCAGGAUGCACAGGCGGGUCUUGGCGCCAUGUACAUGGAUGGAAUUGGGGUGAGUCAGGACUAUAAGCAGGCCAUGGAAUGGCUCUUGAAGGCGGCCGAGCAAGGAAGUGCCUCUGCCCAAUGCAACAUCGGGAUUAUAUACGAGAACGGCAAGGGCGUUCCUCAGGACAGUUACAAAGCGGCACUUUGGCAUGCCAAGGCCGCCGAGCAAGAACAACGGUAUGCUCAGCAUAACCUCGGUUGCCUGUAUCGAGAUGGUCGAGGAGUUCCCAAAGACGAGGUCAAGGCCGCAGAGUUGUUCACCAAGGCAGCCGAACAGGGCCACUCGGACGCUCAGGAAAGUAUCGGUGUUGCGUAUGAAAAGGGACGAGGCGUGCCUCAGGACCAUGUUAAGGCCGCAGAAUGGUACCUCAAGUCUGCGGAGCAAGGAAAUUCUUUCUCCCAACACAAGCUCGGCACUCUGUAUCGUCUCGGGCAUGGUCUGGAGCAGGACCAUGGUCACUCGCUGGUCUGGUACCGCAAGGCAGCCGAACAAGGAUGCACAGCGGCCAUGUGCGCCAUCGGGUACAACUACCACUACGGUCACGGCGUCACCCAGGAUUACACCCAGGCCAUGGAGUGGUACAUCAAGGCGGCAGACUUAGGAAGCCCGGCGGCCCAAAACAACAUCGCCUCCAUGUACGAUGACGGUCAAGGUGUCCCUCAAGACUAUGAGACUGCCAUGGACUGGUUCCUGAAGGCGGCCGAACAAGGACUGGCUGCGGCGCAGAACAGUCUUGGGGUGAUGUAUCAGUACGGUCAGGGUGUGCUUCAGGAUUGUUCGUUGGCGGUUGAGUGGUAUCGGGAGGCGGCUGACCAGGGACAUGUGGAUGCGCAGUUCAACCUUGGGAAUAUGUAUGAAGAUGGGGAAGGGGUCGAGGUGGAUAAGACAGAGGCGAUGAUGUGGUACCAGAAGUCUGCUGAGCAGGGGAAUACGAAUGCCAAGAAACGACUUCAGAUCUUGAUCAACUUCACAUCGCUGCAGUUCUUGGUGCCUUUUUUGGAUGGCAUUGUCAAAGUCAGAGUGUCGCUCAGGACAACAAUAAAACAGGCAGGAUUCCAAACAUCGCAGUCAGCGCUAGCAGGAGUUGGCGGUCAUGAGGAAGCGGCGAUGGAGAACUACAACCAUACCGAUAACUCGGCAACUGCACCACUUAGCCGAGGACCACAAACUGUUCUGGGCGACUAA
Molecule: messenger RNA, 2079 nt
Organism: Linnemannia hyalina
Lineage: Eukaryota; Fungi; Mortierellomycota; Mortierellomycetes; Mortierellales; Mortierellaceae
Source: the annotation of a GenBank genome assembly